Molecule: messenger RNA, 932 nt
Organism: Pelodiscus sinensis (Chinese soft-shelled turtle)
Lineage: Eukaryota; Metazoa; Chordata; Testudines; Trionychidae
Product: olfactory receptor 6F1-like
Biological process (GO): G protein-coupled receptor signaling pathway
Cellular component (GO): membrane
Molecular function (GO): G protein-coupled receptor activity; olfactory receptor activity
Source: RefSeq, a predicted model, not a curated record
CCUGAAUGGCGCAGCAGAAUCACAGUGCGGUGACGGAAUUCAUCCUCCUGGGAUUCCCGGGGAGUCCGUAUUUGCAGAUCUUCCUCUUUGUGCUCUUCCUCUUGAUGUACAUUGUGACGUUCCUGGGAAACAUGGCCAUUAUUAUCUUAGUGGUGACGUACUGCCGCCUCCACACGCCAAUGUACUUUUUCCUCGUCAAUCUCUCCUUCCUGGAGAUCUGGUUCACCACCGCCUCUGCUCCAAAAGCCCUGGAUAUCUUUCUGGGGAAAAGCAAAACCAUCUCCUUUACUGGCUGUCUCCUACAGAUAUACUUCACGUUCUCCUUGGCCACCACGGAAUAUUUCCUCCUGUCCGUCAUGGCCUACGAUCGUUAUCUGGCCAUAUGUUACCCAUUGCGUUAUAGCACCAUUAUGAACAGCUCCUUGUCAAUUCAACUGGCAGUUGGCUCUUGGGUGUCUGGCUUCCUGCUUAUUGCUCUUCUGGUCUCUCUAAUAUCCCAGUUGUCCUUCUGUGGCCCUAAUGUCAUCGAUCACUUCCAUUGUGAGAUGGAUUCCUUGAUUGUCCUCUCUUGCACGGACAUAUCCAUCAUCGAGAUGUUGGGUUUGACCAUCUCGGUCAUUGUCAUUCUGGGCUCGUGUGUGAUAACCUUCCUUUCCUACAUCUACAUUAUCUCCACUGUCCUGAGAAUCCCUUCUAGGAAAGGCCGGCAAAAGGCAUUCUCCACUUGCUCGUCCCAUCUGGCCGUCGUCCUCCUCUGGUAUGUAUCCACCAUUUUACUCUUUGUCAAGCCUUCUGCGCGGCACUCUUUGGAGCUGACCAAGACAGUCAACAUCAUCAACACCAUUGUCACGCCGCUUCUGAACCCUUUCAUCUAUGCUCUGAGAAACAAAGAGAUGAAAGAAGCCAUGCAGAACAUACUGCGUGGGAGGUGA